Microtus oregoni (creeping vole) is the source of this 10058-nucleotide messenger RNA. RefSeq names its product nitric oxide synthase 1 (gene Nos1). Gene Ontology annotation, molecular function: heme binding; nitric-oxide synthase activity; NADP binding. The transcript has 29 exons. Gene Ontology annotation, biological process: nitric oxide biosynthetic process. The record is from RefSeq and is a predicted model, not a curated record. NCBI's taxonomy places the organism in Eukaryota, Metazoa, Chordata, Mammalia, Rodentia, Cricetidae. Bases 697 to 4986 code for a protein of 1429 amino acids.
GCACAGCAGCUAAGGCAGAGGCAGCUGCUGCUAGGGUGAGCCGGGUUGCGCGUGGGGACACUGGCAGCCUCCAGUCCUGAACUUGGCUGGGCUAGGGCGGAGCGAGGCGGGAGCUUGGGGCCGGGAGGGGGCGGGGAGCGCUCGCUCAGGAAGCUCCUACCCCGAGGCGCUGCCGAAGCCUGGAGCAUCCUGCCGCUGAGCUGAGCGAAGCUCUGGAUCUGCACGCUUGACAGCCCCGGGAGAAGGAGGCGCGGGAGACAGGGUGAUCAGCGAGAUUCACAGCCCUGGAACUGCGCGGGCUCCGGCGGCGGCAGCUCCAGGAACCCUACAUCAAUUUUCAUUUGACAAGCUGGUGACCAAGAUGCCCAGAGAUUAGUCCCCAUGCGUGUGCGUCACCUUAGACACAGUCAUAAGACACAGCAAGCCUCCAGUCUUCCUGACCUGUUGCUUGGGGACACGUCCCUUCCCUGCUCCUGACAUCUGCCUGGUCAACCUUGGCUUCCUCAGAGAACAAGGAAGGAGGUGGGACACAUGAAACCAUGCCACCCAAGGCCGAAUGGCAAUGAGCAAGUGACGCCAAGUUGACGUCAAAGACAGAAGCGGCUGAAAUUCUGCAACCAGCUCUUUUCCCGGAGUAGCUCGGGGCCCCUGCAAGAGUCAUCUUAGCUUAGAGGUCUUCCAAAGGACACAGACACCAUGGAAGAGCACACAUUUGGAGUUCAGCAGAUCCAACCCAAUGUCAUUUCUGUCCGUCUCUUCAAACGCAAAGUCGGGGGUCUGGGCUUCUUGGUGAAGGAACGGGUCAGCAAGCCCCCCGUGAUCAUCUCCGACCUAAUUCGAGGAGGUGCCGCGGAACAGAGCGGCCUUAUCCAAGCGGGAGACAUCAUUCUAGCCGUCAAUGGCCGGCCCCUGGUGGACCUCAGCUAUGAGAGUGCCCUGGAGGUACUCAGGGGCAUUGCCUCUGAGACCCAUGUGGUCCUCAUUCUGAGGGGCCCCGAGGGCUUCACUACACACCUGGAGACCACCUUCACAGGAGACGGAACCCCCAAGACCAUCCGGGUGACCCAGCCCUUGGGUCCCCCCACCAAAGCUGUUGAUCUGUCCCACCAACCAUCAGGCGGCAAAGGCCAGCCAUUAGCAGUAGGCAGGACCAUGGGUCCUGGUAAUGGGCCUCAGCAUGCCCAUGGCAAUGGACAGGAAGCUGGCUUAGUCUCCCAAGCUAAUGGUCUGGCCAUUGACCCUACAAUAAAAAGUACCAAGGCCAAUCUCCAGGACAGCCGGGAACAUGACGAACUACUCAAAGAGAUAGAACCUGUACUGAGCCUCCUCAACAGUGGAGGCAAAGCAAUCAGCAGAGGUGGACCAGCCAAAGCAGAAAUGAAGGACACAGGUGUCCAGGUGGACAGAGACGGGGACGGCAAGCUGCACAAAGCUCUGCCGCUGGGCGGCGAGAACGACCGAGUGUUCAAUGACCUGUGGGGGAAGGGCAACGUCCCUGUGGUCCUCAACAACCCGUAUUCAGAGAAGGAGCAGCCCCCCACCUCGGGAAAGCAGUCCCCCACCAAGAAUGGCAGCCCUUCCAGGUGCCCCCGCUUCCUCAAGGUCAAGAACUGGGAGACAGAUGUGGUCCUCACUGACACUCUGCACCUCAAGAGUACAUUGGAAACGGGGUGCACAGAGCACAUCUGCAUGGGCUCUGUCAUGCUGCCGUCCCAGCACACUCGGAAGCCAGAAGAUGUCCGCACAAAGGACCAGCUCUUCCCGCUAGCCAAAGAAUUUCUCGACCAAUACUACUCAUCCAUUAAAAGGUUUGGCUCCAAGGCGCACAUGGACAGGCUGGAGGAGGUGAACAAGGAGAUCGAAAACACCAGCACCUACCAGCUCAAGGACACCGAGCUCAUCUACGGAGCCAAGCAUGCCUGGCGGAAUGCCUCUCGAUGUGUGGGCAGGAUCCAGUGGUCCAAGCUGCAGGUGUUCGAUGCCAGAGACUGCACCACGGCCCAUGGCAUGUUCAACUACAUCUGUAACCACGUCAAGUAUGCCACCAACAAGGGGAACCUCAGGUCAGCCAUCACUAUAUUCCCCCAGAGGACAGACGGCAAGCAUGACUUCCGAGUGUGGAACUCACAGCUCAUCCGCUAUGCCGGCUACAAGCAACCAGAUGGCUCUACCUUGGGGGACCCUGCGAAUGUGCAGUUUACAGAGAUCUGUAUUCAGCAGGGCUGGAAAGCCCCGAGAGGCCGCUUCGAUGUCCUGCCACUCCUGCUCCAGGCCAAUGGCAAUGACCCUGAGCUCUUCCAGAUCCCCCCAGAGCUGGUGCUGGAAGUGCCCAUCAGGCACCCCAAGUUUGACUGGUUUAAAGACCUGGGGCUCAAAUGGUAUGGCCUCCCUGCUGUGUCCAACAUGCUGCUGGAGAUUGGGGGUCUGGAGUUUAGCGCCUGUCCCUUCAGCGGCUGGUACAUGGGCACAGAGAUCGGCGUCCGUGACUACUGUGACAACUCUCGAUACAACAUCCUGGAGGAAGUAGCCAAGAAGAUGAACUUGGACAUGAGGAAGACGUCCUCCCUGUGGAAGGACCAGGCAUUGGUGGAGAUCAACAUUGCUGUUCUGUACAGCUUCCAGAGUGACAAGGUGACCAUCGUUGACCACCACUCUGCCACUGAGUCCUUCAUCAAACACAUGGAAAAUGAGUACCGCUGCAGAGGGGGCUGCCCUGCCGACUGGGUGUGGAUUGUGCCCCCCAUGUCGGGCAGCAUCACCCCCGUCUUCCACCAGGAGAUGCUCAACUAUCGACUCACCCCCUCCUUUGAAUACCAGCCUGACCCAUGGAACACGCAUGUGUGGAAGGGUACCAAUGGGACCCCCACGAAGCGGCGAGCCAUUGGCUUCAAGAAAUUGGCAGAAGCUGUCAAGUUCUCGGCCAAGCUGAUGGGGCAGGCCAUGGCCAAGAGGGUCAAAGCAACGAUUCUCUAUGCCACAGAGACAGGCAAAUCACAAGCCUAUGCCAAGACCCUGUGUGAGAUUUUCAAGCACGCCUUUGACGCCAAGGCAAUGUCCAUGGAGGAGUAUGACAUUGUGCACCUGGAGCACGAAGCCCUGGUCUUGGUGGUCACCAGCACCUUUGGCAAUGGAGACCCCCCUGAGAACGGGGAGAAAUUUGGCUGCGCUUUGAUGGAGAUGAGGCACCCAAGCUCUGUGCAGGAGGAAAGGAAGAGCUACAAGGUUCGAUUCAACAGCGUUUCCUCCUAUUCUGACUCCCGCAAGUCAUCAGGCGAUGGGCCUGACCUCAGGGACAACUUUGAAAGCACUGGACCCCUGGCCAAUGUGAGGUUCUCAGUAUUCGGCCUGGGCUCUCGGGCAUACCCUCACUUCUGCGCCUUUGGGCAUGCAGUGGACACCCUCCUGGAGGAGCUAGGAGGGGAGAGGAUUCUGAAGAUGAGGGAGGGGGAUGAGCUCUGUGGGCAGGAAGAGGCAUUCAGGACCUGGGCCAAGAAGGUCUUCAAGGCAGCCUGUGAUGUGUUCUGUGUGGGGGAUGACGUCAACAUCGAGAAGGCGAACAAUUCCCUCAUCAGCAACGACCGCAGCUGGAAGAGGAACAAGUUCCGCCUCACCUACGUGGCUGAAGCUCCAGAGCUGACACAAGGUCUUUCCAGUGUGCACAAAAAGCGAGUCUCAGCUGCUCGAUUCCUUAGCCGCCAAAACCUGCAGAGCCCCAAGUCCAGCCGAUCAACCAUCUUCGUGCGUCUCCACACCAAUGGGAAUCAGGAACUGCAGUACCAGCCAGGCGACCACCUAGGUGUCUUCCCUGGCAACCACGAGGACCUCGUGAAUGCGCUCAUUGAGCGGCUGGAGGAUGCACCGCCUGCCAACCACAUGGUGAAGGUGGAGAUGCUGGAGGAGAGGAACACAGCUCUGGGCGUCAUCAGCAAUUGGAAGGAUGAGCCUCGCCUCCCACCCUGCACCAUCUUCCAGGCCUUCAAGUACUACCUGGACAUCACCACGCCACCCACGCCCCUGCAGCUACAGCAGUUCGCCUCCCUGGCCACCAGCGAGAAAGAGAAGCAGCGGCUGCUGGUCCUCAGCAAGGGGCUGCAGGAAUAUGAGGAGUGGAAAUGGGGCAAGAACCCCACUAUUGUGGAGGUGCUGGAGGAGUUCCCGUCCAUCCAGAUGCCGGCUACACUUCUCCUCACCCAGCUGUCCCUGUUGCAGCCUCGCUACUAUUCCAUCAGCUCCUCCCCAGACAUGUACCCCGACGAAGUGCACCUCACUGUGGCCAUUGUCUCCUACCACACUCGAGAUGGGGAAGGACCCAUUCACCAUGGCGUGUGCUCCUCCUGGCUCAACCGGAUACAGGCUGAUGACAUAGUCCCCUGCUUCGUGAGAGGUGCCCCUAGCUUCCACCUGCCUCGAAAUCCCCAGGUCCCUUGCAUCCUGGUUGGCCCAGGCACCGGCAUCGCACCCUUCAGAAGCUUCUGGCAACAGCGACAAUUUGACAUUCAACACAAAGGAAUGAAUCCCUGCCCCAUGGUCCUGGUCUUUGGGUGUCGACAAUCCAAGAUAGAUCAUAUCUACAGAGAGGAGACCCUGCAGGCCAAGAACAAGGGUGUCUUCCGAGAGCUGUAUACUGCCUAUUCCCGGGAACCUGACAGGCCAAAGAAAUACGUGCAGGACGUGCUGCAGGAGCAGCUGGCGGAGCCUGUGUACCGCGCCCUGAAGGAGCAAGGAGGCCACAUCUAUGUCUGUGGGGAUGUCACCAUGGCCGCCGAUGUCCUCAAAGCCAUCCAGCGCAUAAUGACGCAGCAGGGGAAGCUCUCAGAGGAGGAUGCUGGUGUGUUCCUCAGCAGACUGCGGGAUGACAACCGGUACCAUGAGGACAUCUUUGGAGUCACCCUGCGAACAUAUGAAGUGACCAACCGCCUUCGAUCUGAGUCCAUUGCCUUCAUUGAAGAGAGCAAAAAAGACACAGAUGAGGUUUUCAGCUCCUAACUGGAUCCUCCUGCCCCAUGGGAUGGUGGGGUGGCCACCCCAAGUGCCCAAACUAGGGCGGUCACAGUUGACUAACAGCGGACACACAUGGCUGAACCUUCCCCACGGGACCCCAUGUGACCCACCCUGCCUUUUGUCCUGUUGCUGUGUCCUGGUCCUUCCUCCUACCCCACACUCCCAACCCUGGGUUUUCUCCUUGCCUCUUCUCCUGCGAUGCAUUGUCCCUGUACCCUGCAGUGGCUCUUACAAAACUACACCCUCCCUACCCGCUCGUUGCCAAGGGCAGGUUGUGGCGCAUGAAACCACCGGGUCAUGGCUGUCACUCCUGUUGGGGUCUGAAGGCAACAGGCACUGGGCUUCAGAGUCACCCUGAGCCAGUCCCUUGACCACUUCAGCACCUCCCGUGCGUACGUGCGUGCGUGCAUGUGUGUGACAGGCCUACGUCACUCUCUGCCCUCUUACCCAAGUCCUCUGCCUCCGUGAAGGAUGUCCAGUGUCCACUGCCUUCAUGAAGGAUAUUCAGUGUCAUGAAACGUGUUCCUAACUAUUGUUAAUCCCUCUCCAUGUCCAUCAUGACAGAUCUGUGUCAGCCUCUCUGAAACACAUCAAGUCCCUUUACUAAUCUAGUGAACCAAUCACAGCGGGAGAUAGGCAGGUGAUGGAGAGGAAGAUGUCCCUGUGAAGGAGUCAGUUUUUGAAUUCAAGGUGUUCAGAGUCUGACCCCCGUCAGCAGAGGUCUGUCUGGGAGAUUUACCCAGAUGGUGAAUUGGGCAAGCACCUCCCCACCCCCACCCACCCCAGCUGGGGCCACCAGCCCUUGAGCUCCCUCCUUAUACCUAGGCAGCCCCAACUAUGAGCCCAGCAGCCAUGCUGAGCAAGGAAGCAUGCUGGGAGUAGAGACUUCGCCACCAAAGAAAGGUGUGCCUAACUCUAAGUCUGCCCUUAUUGAAGGAAUGGAAGUGCCUCCCGGAGUGCUUUGGAGCCUGGAAGCAAACACCAAGGAAGAAGAAGAUAGCUGGUUUUUAUUCCUCCAAAUCGGCUUGCCUCCCACUUGCGAAUAAUUUCCUCUCCCACACCCCACCCCUAAAACGAGCAGCCAUAGCCGGGGCAAGUUGGCCCUUGGAGGCAACUGUGUUCUGAGUCAGCAGGCCCAAGGGGUCGGUUCUGAGUCCCAUGUUCUGUGCUUUUGUUUGGUUCUGUGAUGCAGAAAAAACAAAACAAAAAAUUUCCUCUACAUCCUGAGCCAGGGCCUGGCUCUCUUGAUGCUAAGUAUUGGGGCUGCCAUAUAGAAAGUGCCAAGGACUUUACGGUUGUGGACCCAAACCUAAGAACAUCAAUCCUUCCUUCCUUCCUUCCAUCCUUCCUUCCUUCCUUCCUUCUCCCUCCCUCCCUCCCUUCCUUCCUUCCUUCCUUCCUUCCAUUUUCCCAGACAGGGUCUACUGUUGCCCAGGCUGGCUUUGAACUCAUGACCUUGAAUUGCUAAUCCUCUUGCCUCUACUUCCCUAGCUAAGAUUACAGGCAUGAACUAUGUCCAGUUUACACUGUGCUGGGGAGGGGGAAGAGGGGUGUCAAACCCACGAUUUUCUGCAUACCAGGCAAGGACUCUACCAAUUGAUCAACAUCCCCAGUCUUCAGUCUUCAACUCAAAACUCAGAGACAGGUCUCAUGCUGCUCCGGACACCCCCACCACAUCCCAUCACUAGCAUGUGGAUUUGUCCCAGUUAUCACCCCCUGGCCCCAGUUAGUAGCAAUGUUUCCCCCAGUAGCCUGGAGGCAAGGCAGCGUCCUCUGACGGUCCCUCCAACACAGUUCCCACCACUUUCUUCCCAGGGACUUCCUUCUCAAUCCUUCAAGCCUCUGCGGACACUUCCUAAGAUGUAGUUUAUUCCCCAGAUCUGAACGGCUAUGCCCAACCUCCAUCUGAGAGCCUUCUUUCUGCACGCCAGCUACAUGCACGCCUGCAUCGGCGAUUUUUCCACCUCUGAAUAAGGAGUGCUUACCAUGUGACAGGCUCCUCCCCACCCCCACCCCUGUAUAUCCGGGUGCUCCCAGUAGCAGGUGAACAGAUGGAAGCUUCGUGUCACUUGCCAGAGAGUCCAAAAACAGGAUUACAUAACCGGGUUCAGGAGGGACUUUGGUUUUCCACUGCUAAAGAUGAGACCCAGGGCCUCACGUGUGCCAGACUGAGCUAUGUCCCCAGCCCCCAAGAGAGAACGUUUUUAAAAAAGACCUUUGAACUCUUAACUUAGGCAUCCUCCUUAGCCCCUGGCUAGAAGGCCAGAGACCGGCUGAAUGCCCUAAUCUUUUUCCAGAAAGCCGUCUAAAUUGCUUGUCCAAUGGCUGACUAAAGUGACCAUCUAGAGUGGGCCAAUACUGCCCUCUGCUGGUGGUUUUUAGUUCAGUCCACAGCUAGCAACAAAGGAAUCUACAGCUUAGAAUAAGAGAGUAGAGUUCAAGACUCAGUUUGUAGCCAGUCUGUCGUCUUCUAUGCUGACAGUAGCUUCAACCCCACUUCACAAAAGCAGGUUUGACCAGGAAGAAGAAGAUGACCCCUCAAAACAGGAGGGCUGGAGACGUAGGCUCCCUGCCAUCCCUGGAACGCCAGAAUUCAGCCUGUGGGAGGGGAAGAGAGCUUCUCUGCAUGUCCUUGGGGAAGCAAGCAGGUGACUUUGGGACACAACAGCUGACGUGACCCCUGUGAAGUUUCACACGCACACCUGACCCACGUGUUAAUUCUGCCUUGUUUAUGCAGAAGGCCUGGCUCCUUGGCGUUCCUGAGAACCAGAUUCCACUGAGCAGGGUGGCUUUGAUGAGAUAAUGGUCUAUGGCAGUGCCAACUCCAGCUCUAAUGAGCUUCCAUUUCCCCUAUGGCUGGGGACAACAUUGUUCCGACAUCAAGAUUAUCACUGUCACUAGUUUUAAAGGGGGGGAAGGGGCAGGCAGAUUUUAUGCUAAGUCAACAAUACUUGCUACAGUCUGUCAUGAAGAGUGAAGACAGAGAGAGAUCCUUCCCCCCUGCACCCCCCUCCCCGUACCCCGUGCACUUCCCCCACCCCACCCUCCACCCCCACCCCCGCCAUGGACAAGAAAGUCAUCAGGACAAAGGAAGAAAGCUGAAUCAGCCAGAAAACACAGGACCGAGGGUGUGGAUUUCCCUGGCAAAGGCCUGCUUUAGAAAGCAAGAGUUCAGGUUUCUCCUAAGGCCAGGGCAAAAUGCAAUGGUUCUAACCCUGAUGUCUGAGCCCCCAUCCCUGCAGCGCCCCCCCACACACACACACUUACACGCCACACACACACACACACACACCGCACACACUGCACACACACGGAGCCUUUCUCUGCGCCCUAGAAAAGUCCUUCUAGGUAGAGUUCAGCCUAGGUUUGCUUUUAUUUUCCUUCCAUCUCCGGCUCUGCCUCCUCAGGACCCAACCUUGAGAGGUUCAGGCUGGCCCGACUUUUUCUCUUUUCUCACUCACUGCCAGACCACCUAGAGGGAAAGGCACCCAAGAGGACUCACUGGCCAUGAAGUGUCUUAAACAAGAGGACCCAGGGACUCCCAGACUUCUGGGGGCAUCCCCAAAGCAAAAAUGCUCCAUAAUCUAAAAUAUCUUGUUGGAAGUACCAACAAGAUAGCACAAGUGAAUGCUUUAGUUCAUUCAUGAAAUGAUCUGAAAGAAUGGGCAGACUGGGCAUAAACUCAGGGAUAGAGUUUGCCUAGCCUGCGGAGUCCUUGGGUCCUUUCCAGCAUCGUCAGUAAAUUGUCCGGGCUAUGUAUGUAAGAGAUAUAUAUAGAUAUAUACUCAUAGUAUAUAUGAACCAUAAAUGGAUUUCAUGAUUAGAGGUGGGUCCCGUCUACCAAAUAUCCCAUUAGGAAUAUGCAAAUAUUAUGGUUUUUUUUCUAAAAUCGAAAACAUUUCUUGCCACAAGUAUUUCAUCAAAGGAAAAUCAACCAACCUAUCAGAAUCAAGGGAGAUAUUGGGGUAAGCGUACCUCAGCUGUAUUUAUAAGUUUGUUUCGUUCCAACAUAUCUGAGUGGCUCCGGAUAACUGGGCAUCCCUGACCCAAGGCAGUCAGUUCCUAAUGAAGUGUCCCUGGAAGGCAAAAGCAAGGGUGACUUCAUGAACUGAUAAUCUUCUAGCCGAGUCAGGACAUGGAAGUGACCGGGUUUAGUUGUGACCUCUAGGAGAUUCUAGCCAGGAACCCACUAACCUUGGCCUUCUUGUUUGGAGCACGGCUGUCUUGGUACUGUAGGAUGGUGAAUACCAUUUGUGGACUUUCCUACUAAAUGCCUCUGGUGGCCUCCCGCCAUCUGGGACAGCCACAAAGGUCACUAGAAAGUACUGAGUACCCCUGAGAGGGCAGGACCUUCAGCCAUUGGACCAAGCAACCACUGCUUUUGGGCCAUGGAGCUGUCUACCUGCGGCUGUAGGCCUUCUGGUUAUAGAGCUGGAGAAAGCCAGAAACCUGCCCCAGUUUGAUGGUUGCUUCUCUAACCUCCUUCAAACCAACAGUGACAUAGCAAAGUCUCAAAACUCCCAAGUCAGAGGGUAGCUCAGCGUUCUUAAGACAGAGGCACUGAGGAGCCACCUCUCACGUAGGGUCUGAGGCUAUCCCCUGUCCCUAUCCCACCUCCGUGACCCAAGCUCUGUCUCCCCACUUUUGUCGCUGUGUUGUCCUUGUGACUGUACGACCCACUCCAGGCUCGGCAAUGGAUUGCCAGAAGUCCCACGUCCCACAUGGGAUCAAGUUACACCCAGAGGGUUCACUUCAGGGGUUACAGGGAGUGGGGGGCAGGAGGAUGGGCAGAGCCCGGGUUCCAUCUCACCACACACAAGCUGUCAGAAACUCGGACGCCCCCACCCACCUCUGACUUCUCCAUGCUGCUAAUCUCUGCCAAGUGUCCUGUGUGCUCCAGCACUGCCACCUGCCCCCACGCCCUCUGCGAGGCUGUCCAGGCUGUGUUCUCGCAUGCUUCUCUUCUAUAUAACCCUCACCUUCUCAUUUGAUGGGAUUCAACACAAAGUCUACUUAUGCUUGUUUGCAUUAUGGUUAAACUAUUAAAAAAAAAAGUG